Molecule: messenger RNA, 1881 nt
Organism: Cercopithifilaria johnstoni
Lineage: Eukaryota; Metazoa; Nematoda; Chromadorea; Rhabditida; Onchocercidae
Source: the annotation of a GenBank genome assembly
AUGUUUUCGUCUCUCAAUUAUCUGCACUAUUUUGAAGAUAUCGGAUCCGGUUCAUCUGAUCAUGGGUGGAGUGGAAGGGUUGCUUACGCUGCCGGUGAUGGUGUUGAUGGCGAUGAUUGGGAGCCGAGUGUUGAGCACUGUCGCAACGCUAGUCGAAGCCGUUGUGAGCCUAUCGAAAUUCCAUUAUGUAAAGAUAUCCCAUACAAAUAUACAUAUUUUCCGAACUCUCUGCUACAGCCUGAUCAACAAAGCCUACAAACUCAAACGGAACACUUCAAACCGUUAAUCAAAACGAAUUGCAAUCCGCAUAUUAAAUUUUUUAUAUGCAGCGUAUUUGCACCAAUGUGUCCGGAGCACAUGCCACAAGCAGUAACCAGCUGCCGGUCCGUUUGCGAAGAGGUUAAACGAGAUUGCGUUUCAAUUUUACUGGAAUUUGGAAUUGACUGGCCAGAACCACUGAAUUGUAGCCGAUUUCCGGAGGCACCCAAUCUGUGCAUGAAACCAACCAACGAUCAAAAUAGUUAUCUGGGGCCAGAACAAUUUGAUACGGAACAUCGAGAGCCAGUGACAAGUUUAGAAGGACGAAUAUUUACAAAAACGAUGACAUCAUGUCCACAUGAUCUAGUUAAUCUUGACCCCACUGAUCGUCGUGGUUUAUGUGUUUUUCAAUGUAAUCGUGAUGGAAUGUUCGAUGUUUCCAAAAAGGAAUUUGCUCGAUUUUGGAUGCUUUUAUGGGCUUCCAUUAAUCUUGGUGUUACCGCAUUUACCGUUCUUACAUUUAUCAUUGAUCGACAACGUUUCCGUUUUCCUGAAAGGUCAAUAUUCUACCUGUCAGCAUGUUAUAUGCUUUUUUCAUUACCUCUGUUAAGUCGAGCAGUUUUUCCAUAUGAAAGGAUUGUAUGCGAUAAAUUACCAACCGGACAAACUUUUCUUAUCGUUGGAACAUUGGACAAUACAUCAUGUGUCAUGUCAUUCAUACUUACCUAUUAUUUCUCCGUUGCUAGUAGUUUAUGGUGGCUUAUGCUUACAUUUACAUGGUACCUCUCAGCUGCUCGUAAAUGGGUCCCAGAAGGUAUCGAUGCAUGGAGCAGUUAUCUUCAUUUAGUUGCUUGGGCACUCCCAGCUAUUCUGACCAUUGCAGUGCUCACUACGCAUAAGGUGGAUGCAAACGAAUUAACAGGUUUAUGUUCAGUCGGUAAUGCUGAUCCAUGGGCUUUAUUUGGUUUCAUUAUCGUACCAAAGUUGAUUUUUGUUGUGGUUGGUAGUUGUUUGAUUGUGGCUGGUUUCUCAAGUAUGUGCCGAGAACGUGAUUCUUUUAGGAGACGAGGAACAGAUACAUCAAAACUGGAGAAGUUAAUGGUGAAAAUGGGUAUCUUCAGUGCGCUUUAUAUAAUCCCAGCAAUAACAAUAAUUAUUUGCGACAGUUACCAUAUGUUCAUUCUGAUGCAGUGGCAUCCAGCAACUAUUGCUUGCAAACUACAUGGUGGAAUAGAAAAAGGCCAUUGUAAAAGGCCUGCAUUACCACAGGUUGAAUUAUAUUUUUUGAAUAUAUUCAUGUCGUUGGCAAUUGGUAUUUCAACAGGAAUGUGGACUGUUUCUUCGAAAACAUUCCAUUCCUGGCAGCGAGCUAUCUGUUUCGGUCUAUGUUCUACAGCGCCUGCGAAAUACGGUUCCGGUGGUGGAGUGACUAGUUCGUUAACCACUUCAGCGACCCUUGGAGCUGCUAAUCGACCACUCAUCCCAGCAGCAAAUCCACCACCCGCUCCACCACCACAUCAUCAUUACAUGCCGAUGACCGUAUCCUCUUUACCACCAAGCCAUAUUACUGUUGCACAAAAUGCUGUUUCUGCUGCUGCUUGGAAGCAAUCGAAAAUUAUGUAA